GGCCAUCUUUGCUACUGGCAGAAACUGGCUCUAUUUGGUUCCUAGUUUGUUAUUGGGUGUUUAUUGGAGCCUUGAAAUGAUUAGCGGAGCAGGAGAGUGUUGGUGGAACUUCCAUCAGGGAGGAUGUUAAAGGUAUACGAUGGGAAAGAGAGAAGGGAGGAGCGCUAUUUGUAAAUAAAUCCAUCGGAACUGUCGUGCGGGCUGGGGCGGUCCGUGGGGACCAGGUUGAGUGCAACAGCGGAAGCAGAAAGAGAGGGGUCGCACUGGAGCUCAGCGUCGUCAUGGAAACGUCCGAUGGAGGGGAUGCCUCCACUGAUGAUGAGAGGGCAGCUCCGAGGGACCGGAACGCGCUGGAUCAAAGGACCUACUGGAGAAACCUCAGCGGAUUCUGGAUUCUCGGCCUCUGUAACAACUUCUCCUACGUAAUCAUGUUGAGUGCUGCCCACGAUAUUCUCUCCACGCAGGAGGGUACAAACACUACUGGACCGACUCCCCCACCCAACAGCACCCAGGGGCCCAAUGCCUCUGUCCCAGGGGGCGGAAGGAGUAGCGGUGGACGUUUUGACUGUAACCCCAUCUCCACUGCGGCAAUUCUCCUCGCUGACAUCCUGCCCACCUUAAUUAUCAAGCUCAUCAGCCCCUUCCUCAUUCACCUCCUGCCCUACGGGUGCCGUGUGUUGUUCUUGGUCUCAGCCGUCACCAGCUUUAUUGUCGUCUCCUUCUCCGUCGUGACGUGGAUCAGCCUCCUGGGUGAGAAAUCCCCUCUCCACAUCCUGUCCGGAUCCCGCCCUCCCCGUCUGAAUCCUCCUUCCCCUCCCUGUCUGAAUCCCCACUUCUCGCCUGUCCUCCGAACAAGUGUGACGGUUGAUGUGCAUUCGACACUAAUGGAGUCUCUACCACUUCGCCAGUUUGAACUCCUGUAUUUCCCGACCUGCUUCCUGAGUCACAGCGCUCAGUACAGGUGGUAUCAGACAAUAUACCAGGCUGGUGUGUUUGUAUCAAGAUCAUCUGCAAAAUGCUUUCGAAUUCAUCGUAUCUGGAUUCCCGCAGUCUUACAGUUUGUGAAUUUGUUUUUCCUGCUCUCCGUGGUUUGGUUUUCAUAUCUGCCAACGAUCUGGAUUGUGUUCGUCAUUAUCCUGUACGAGGGUCUGCUUGGAGGAGCAGGAUAUGUGAACACCUUCAACAACAUUACUGAGGAGACCAGUGACCGGGAGCGAGAAUUUGCUAUGGGAGCAGCCAGCAUCGCGGACACGAUGGGAAUUGCCAUUUCUGGCGCAGUUGCUCUCCCCUUCCACGACUGGCUGUGCCGACUUGGCUGACACUCACACCCCAGCCCCUCUGGCUCUCUCCCCUCCUCCCUCUACAUCUGCUCUACCCCAUUCUCCUGGGCUGGUUACUCAGGGACUGCUCAUGGGUGGGCUUUAGUGUUUCAUCUCGUCCAUGUCUCUCUGAACCUUUGCUGGCCACGUACCUGUCUGAGUGCCUGACUCAGCCACUUCCUCUGGCAGCUCGCUCCAUCAGCUGGUGGGUGAAAAAGCUGCCCAAGGGGCCUUAUUAAAUCUUUCCCCUCUCAUCUUAAACCUCUAUCCUCUGGUUCUUAAUUCCACAGCCCUGGGGGAAAAGACUAUGUGCAUUCACCCUGUCUGUGCCCCUCAUGGUUUUAUGCACGUAAGUUCACCUCUCAGUCUCCUACACUCCAGGGCGUAAAGUCCCAACCUGCCCAACCAUCUCCAUAACCCAGUCCCUCGAGUCCUGGAAGCACCCUCGUAAAUCCCCUCUGCAUUCUUUCCAGCUUCACGGCAUCUUCCUCGUAGCAGAGUUGCCAAAAGUCAACACAGUAGUCCAAGGCAACAUACACAGAGUGCUGGAGCAGCUGAGCGGGGGUCGACUGCUCAUCGGGACUCCCAGGUGUGGUCUCACCAAUGUCUUGUACAACUGCAACAUAACGUACCAGCCCUGACUGAUGAAGGCCAGCAUGCCAAAUGUCACCUUCUUCACCCUGUCUACCCGUCACUCCAAUGUUGGGGAACCUGGGUGCUCUGGAGACGGUGGAAUGGAUAAUGAGUCUGGUUUAUUAUCACUGACGUGCUGUGAAAUUCGUUGUUUUGUGCAAUACAAACAAAACACUCUAAUAAAGAAACAAACAGUGCAAGC
This is a messenger RNA of Hypanus sabinus (Atlantic stingray), 2154 nucleotides long. RefSeq names its product CLN3 lysosomal/endosomal transmembrane protein, battenin (gene cln3). Gene Ontology annotation, biological process: lysosome organization; regulation of intracellular pH. The record is from RefSeq and is a predicted model, not a curated record. Gene Ontology annotation, cellular component: lysosome; membrane. Lineage: Eukaryota; Metazoa; Chordata; Chondrichthyes; Myliobatiformes; Dasyatidae.